Drosophila santomea is the source of this 372-nucleotide messenger RNA. RefSeq lists its product as uncharacterized. Gene Ontology annotation, molecular function: serine-type endopeptidase inhibitor activity. The record is from RefSeq and is a predicted model, not a curated record. The transcript has a single exon. The coding region runs from base 1 to 372 and encodes 123 amino acids. NCBI's taxonomy places the organism in Eukaryota, Metazoa, Arthropoda, Insecta, Diptera, Drosophilidae.
AUGAGAUUGAGACCUGCAACAAUCAUUUCUAAUCGGCUGACAUUGAAUUUCGUUUUAGUUCUCGCUUGUUUCACUCUGAACGUGGCCCUUGCAAACUCCCAAUUACUUUGCCGCGCGCGAAUAAGUGAGUCAAAUACAUUUCUAGUCAUUUUGAGAUCUGGAAAACCUUUUUCAGGCAAUCCGACAUGUUUUGGACCCAGAAACAUUGGAACCCCGCUUGGACUUGCAUGUGCCCUGAGGUUUAUGCCCAGGAGAUGCGAACCGAUGCCGUACCUCGGAUGCGGAGGAAGCAACAAUAGAUUCUGCUCCCUUCAAGACUGCCGAAUCAACUGUUUACAAUUUAAGCGUUGCAAUGAAGCUAAACCAUUUUGA